This is a messenger RNA of Thermothelomyces thermophilus ATCC 42464, 1829 nucleotides long. RefSeq lists its product as uncharacterized. Gene Ontology annotation, molecular function: carboxy-lyase activity; pyridoxal phosphate binding. The transcript has 2 exons. Lineage: Eukaryota; Fungi; Ascomycota; Sordariomycetes; Sordariales; Chaetomiaceae. Gene Ontology annotation, biological process: amino acid metabolic process. The record is from RefSeq and is a predicted model, not a curated record. Bases 1 to 1539 code for a protein of 512 amino acids.
AUGGACUCGAGGGAAUUCAAAGAGGCGGCGACCUCCUCCAUCGACGAGAUCAUCAACUACUUCGAGACCCUCGGGUCGCGCAAUGUCGUGUCGACCGUCGAGCCGGGCUACCUCCGCAAGCUGCUGCCCAGCGAGGCGCCCGAGGAGGGCGAGCCGUGGUCCGCCAUCCGUGCCGACGUCGAGGCCAAGAUCAUGCCCGGCAUCACCCACUGGACCCAUCCCGGCUUCCACGCCUUCUUCCCCUGCGCAACCUCGUACCCGUCCAUGCUGGGCGAGCUCUACUCGUCCGCCCUGUCCGGCGCCUGCUUCAACUGGAUCUGCUCCCCCGCCGUCACCGAACUCGAGACCAUCGUGCUCGACUGGCUCGCCCGCGCCCUCGGCCUGCCCGCCUGCUACCUCUCCACCGGCCCGACCCGCGGCGGCGGCGUCAUCCAGGGCUCCGCCUCCGAGGCCGUCCUGACCGCCAUGGUCGCCGCCCGCGACAAGUACCUGCGCGAGACGGUGCCCGAGUCCGGCCUCGCCGAGGAGGAGAGGGAGGAGCGCGUCAUGGUCAAGCGCUCCCGCAUGGUCGCCCUCGCCACCACCCUGACCCACUCGAGCGCCCGCAAGGCCGCCCUGAUCCUCGGCGUCCGCUUCCGCGCCAUCCCCGUCCGGGAGGAAGACGGCUACAGGCUGCGGAAGGAGGCCCUGGCCGCCGCCCUGGCCGAGUGCCGCGCCCAGGGGCUCGAGCCCUUCUUCCUGGUCGCCACCAUGGGCACCACCGACGUCUGCUCCGUCGACGACUUCGAGGGCAUCAGCGAGGCCCUGGCCGAGCACGUGGCCCCCGACCAGCCCGGCGAGGUCUGGGUCCACGUCGACGCCGCCUACGCCGGCGCCGCCCUCGUCUGCCCGGAGGUCCGGCAGUCGGCCCGCAUCGACCUGAUCGAGCGCUUCCACAGCUUCGACAUGAACAUGCACAAGUGGCUGCUCGUCAACUUCGACGCCAGCUGCUUCUUCGUUCGCAACCGCGACUGGCUGACCAAGGCCCUGAGCGUGAACCAGGCCGUCUACGGCAACAAGGCCUCCGACGGCGGCCUGGUCACCGACUACCGCGAGUGGCAGAUCCCCCUGGGCCGCCGCUUCCGGAGCCUGAAGAUCUGGUUCGUCAUGAGGUCCUACGGCAUCAAGGGGAUGCAGCAGCACAUCCGCCGGACCUCGCAGCUGGGCGAGGAGUUUGCCGCCGCGCUGCGGGCCAGGCCCGACCUGUUCGAGAUCGUCACCGGGCCCAGCUUCGCCCUGACCGUCUUCCGCGUGGCCGCCAAGUCGGGAGAAGAGCCCACGCCGGAGGAGGAGCGGAACGCGCUGACCAAGGCCCUGUACGAGAGGGCCAACGCCUCGGGCAAGAUCUGGCUGACGAGCACCAACCUGGACGGCAAGUUCGCCAUCCGGCUGAUGACGGGCGUGAGGACGACUGAGAGGCAGCACGUCGAGACGGCCGUCAAGCUGCUGACCGAGAUCGCCCAGGAAGUGAUAACCGGGAAGCCUGUAUACUUGAACUAGGACAAUAACAUAGUAUAGUGGUGCACUCACUGGUCACGCGGCACGCAGAGGCAUCUUCUUACCUUUGUUUCGGCUUCUCGUCCCUUCAGCACUCGCACCUCUUCUAACCCCCCUCCCCCUUCUUCCCCCUCACCCCCGACCAUGUGAAACGGAUCCACGGCCAUGUGCCCCUUGAUCCUAGUCAAAAAGAAGAGCAAACUCGAGCGAGCACUCGACACUCAUAUCAAUGAUUACUCGACACUCCUCCACCAUUAUUAGAGACGAGGUAACAGAGAGACAUGCAAUGUUAC